UAGUAAUACAAUAUUAAGCAACUCUUUUUAAUGAAGCACGUGCUUACCAGCAAGACUGAAGCGGUGAAAAAUACGAUUUAUUUUUUGGUUGAUUAAAAUGGAAAAAUUCAAAAAGGAAGAGCUACAUAAAGGAAAAAAAUUGAAGUCUCUAAAGAAGAAGGUUUCUAUAAAACCCAAAACCAAAGUUGCGGUGCCAAAACGGCUAACUGAAGGAAAACUAAUAGGAAAGAAAAAUAAAUCCAAAACAGUAUCAAAAGUAGCCACGAAAGAAAGUGGAAAAUAUGAAGAGAACUUAGAAAAGGAACUUGACGAGGAAACAAAACAUUCUACAGUCUCGAAGAAAAGAAAAGCGGCUAAGAAUACAACGGAUGAACAGUAUGAUAACGGAAAGAAAGCGAAAGUUUUACCAAAGGUUGAGCCGAUAGAGCUUGAAGAGAAAUUUAACUCUAUUGUUAAUUACGGCAAAGUGCAAAAGAUAUGUAAGGCUCUCAAAACAUUAGUUACAAAGGAAGUUGAUGAGAAAAAGAGUAUCUUUGAUGAUUAUCGUUACUUGCUGAACGUGACUAGUUACAAAAUUGCGGAUUGUCCAAAGCGUAUGGUUAAGUUGAAUCUGAAACACCCAUUGGUUAAUACUGACGAAGACGAUGUGAUUAUUAUUGUCGCAGAUCUAAAGCGGGGAGGCGAUCCUGAACUUACCAUUCAACAUUACGAAGAUAUUUUUCAUAAAAUGGAAAUUACGGGGCUUAAAAUUAUGCCUUUUAGACAAUUGCGGAAAGAAUAUACAACAUUCGAAAGUCUUCGGAAGCUGGCUAAUACAUACGAUUAUUUCUUGUGUGAUGGACGCAUCAUAGGCCACGUAAAUGGUUUUUGUGGCAAAAUAUUUCAAAAAUCGCGGACAACGUAUCAUUCUGUCCGCUUAAAUAAUCCGCAACUUUUCAAAAAAGAAAUUGAACGCUCACUGAAACGAACCGCUUAUCGACAACUGGAAAAGGGAAAUCUAUUUACUAUUCCUGUUGGAAACAAUCGAUUCUCGCCACGCGAGCUAACUGAAAAUAUUUUGCAUAUUGUUAAUCAAUUGAAGGCAAUAUUUCCAGGGGGAUUAAAUAACAUACGUAAUAUGCAUUUAAAAAUUGAUAUAAAAGGAACGUCAUCUUUGCCAUUGUACGUUAAUUUGGCUGAUCCUCCCGCAGAAUGCCCUUACGUCAUCGGUCCGCGCGAGCAGCGCGCAUUGAAGUUGAAGAAAAAAGCGAAUGAAGUUCUUUCCAAAUUUUCAUUAACGAAAACCGGCCAAUUCGUUAAAUUAAACAAACUACAAUUAAGACGAAAACAUAACUUAAAGGAAGCUCGAGAAAACCUUUCAUCAAAAAUUCAUACUGGAUCAGAUGUAGAUAAUAGUGAUGAUAUCCUGAAACAGGAUAUUGAAGAUGAAACCGUAUAAUGCCGAGUAUAAAAUUUGUAUUUUAAAAAAUGAAAAACUUGUCAAUUGCAGUAAUGGAAAAGUAAAUAUACAGUUGUUCAAAUAUGAACAGACAAUUUUUAACUUAAAUAUGAUAAUUUUGUCUAAUUAUUCGCUGGGUCCACUCUAAUUUAACAUAAAAAAA
Molecule: messenger RNA, 1601 nt
Organism: Glossina fuscipes
Lineage: Eukaryota; Metazoa; Arthropoda; Insecta; Diptera; Glossinidae
Product: ribosomal L1 domain-containing protein CG13096
Exons: 2
Coding region: 98-1438 (446 amino acids)
Source: RefSeq, a predicted model, not a curated record